This is a messenger RNA of Hypoxylon trugodes, 1402 nucleotides long. Its product is annotated as Rhodanese-like protein. Gene Ontology annotation, cellular component: mitochondrion. The record is from RefSeq and is a predicted model, not a curated record. Gene Ontology annotation, molecular function: thiosulfate-cyanide sulfurtransferase activity. The coding region runs from base 359 to 973 and encodes 204 amino acids. Lineage: Eukaryota; Fungi; Ascomycota; Sordariomycetes; Xylariales; Hypoxylaceae. The transcript is spliced from 2 exons.
GUACUCGGCAGUAAGCAAUAAGUCUUGAAAACUAAGAAUAAAAUAGUAUCAGAGUAAAACAUUAUCUGCCUUAAAUCCAGCGGUAUUUUCAGAUUCCUGUUUUUAUAGACAUGUUGUGUGAUCUUCAAGCUCGACUUGUGACGUCCUUAUAAAUGUACGUACUUCUCGCGGGUCGGUGACUAGCGGCGUUACUUUACUGUGACAUCACAACCCACCAAUCAACCAGAGCUCGGUAAUUCUUCCAUCUACAAUAUCACUUCGGUGAACGGUAGAAGCUAUCGCUCGCGAAGAGAAACGACAACUUGACUGGAGAUUACUCUACGAAUUAGUCGUGUUCCGUAUCUGAGAAAAUAUCGCAAUGGCAACGAGACGACUUGCGAUGAACACCGCUUUGCGCGGGGGCAGUUCUCGAGCUCCCGUAGCUCCCCGUCUACUUCGAGCUUCAUUCAGCACAAUUCUUCGAACACCACGAAUUCCGACGACAAAAACAGCGACAAUAUUACGACCUCAAUUAACCCGCCGCACCGUCCCCGCGAGUAUCCGAUGGUCCUCAGAUUCGGCGCCCGAGAGCAGCAGUAGGAUAUGGUCUUUUGAGGAGAUAAACAAAACCCUCACCUCCCCACCCUCAAACCCCAAAGUAAAAGCAACCCUAAUCGACGCGCGCGAGCCCUCCGAACUAGCCCAAACAGGCCGAAUCCCAGGUGCCUUAAACAUCCCCGUAUCCAGCGCACCCGAGAGUUUUUUCCUGUCCGCGGAUGAAUUCUACGAUCGAUACGGAUUCGAACGACCGGGAGUUAGAAAGGGAGAGGAGGGGGAAGGUGGGGAAGAGGAGCAAUUGGUUUUUUACUGCAAAGCUGGUGUGCGGAGUCGUGCGGCUGCUACGCUUGCUAGGGAGGCUGGGUAUACGAAUAUUGGCGAGUACCCUGGGAGUUGGUUGGAUUGGGUUGAGAAGGGUGGGAAGAUUGAGCGAUGAGGGGGUCUACAGAUGUGAAAUUAACAUCUAGCUCUGUACUAUUUGUCCCAUACUGUAUUCUCUUAAAGUGACUGAGAGUCUUAAGGGGAAAAAGUGACAAAUUGAAAGUAAAUUCGGCUUCAUUACAUCAGUACAGAAAGGUAUCAACCAGCUAGCUAGUAGUGCACAUAACACUAUAUCGUCCAGAACCUGCCAAACGCCGGAAAGCCGUUAUACUAGCUUCAACAUACACGCCAUCUAUAGGCGAACGCGCGCUCUCUUCACAUGUCACUCCCAUCAUCUCUCCCCUCUCUUCAGACGUAAUCAUACACAACGACCCCUUAAAAGAACCUCGGCGGCGUAUCAGCGGGCGGCUGGUCCCCUCCCGCAGCCGGCGGUGUAUCUCCCUCCGGACCACCCGAAACCGGGCUUCCAGCCGCGAAAAACAGG